AUGUUAAAGGCUGCCUUUGUUGGUGGUAAAGAUAUUCUACAAUGGUAUAAAUCAAAAGACAAUCUUCAUUAUCUACGUGAACAUACUCGUUUAGUAGAUAGAGUACAUUAUCUGAAAUUAGAAGAAGAUCUUUGGAAAAAUUAUACAAUUUAUGAAGAAAUAUAUCACUGUUGGACAUCACCAUUAUCAAAAACAAUCAUUAAAGAUAAUAAAUUAGAAGAAGAUUAUAAAAUAUCGAACAAGUCUAUGAUAAAAUAUCGAGAAAGAAUCAAACAUCAACAACAAGAAGCUGAAGGACAAGUUGAAAAACAUGCCUUAUUAUUGAAAGAUUAUCAACAUCAAGAUUCAAGCGUCGAUGAACAACAUUCAUGGGCAGCUAUCUUAGCAUUAGUACGUAACGGUCUACAUAAAUUAUCUCAAAAUCAUGAACAUCGAAAAAAAUAUUUCAAAAAUAGUGCCAAAGAUUAUUCUUUUGUUAAAGCAUGUUAUGAUUGUCAACCAACACAAGAUGAAGUUAUGUCAAUGCAAGUUAUUUGA
This is a messenger RNA of Rotaria sp. Silwood2, 537 nucleotides long. The record is from the annotation of a GenBank genome assembly. Lineage: Eukaryota; Metazoa; Rotifera; Eurotatoria; Philodinida; Philodinidae.